GCUGCAAGUUGCAGAUGACGCCGCCAUCGUAAGCCUCGGCUAUCCACGAGCUUGCGACAACCCGAAGCAAGAAGCUCCUCGCAGCUUGCAGCUGAUCUGCAAGAUCCAUGGCAAACUCACGUGGGUCCUCUUCCAGAGAUGUUUGUUCCUGCCCGUCGUGCGCCGUCUCGGCUCUGCCGGGGCUGCAAGUCAAGCGUUCAACUCGAGCGGAAGGGAUGAGGGGCCCAUCGGCUUGUCCAUAGUUGCAGUUGCCAAUGAUGAUGCGCAGAUUGCUGCUGUAGGUAUAGUUGUGAUAGACCUGGCGGCGGCAUUGCUUCUGGUUGUCGGCCUGGAGCUGCUGCGCCAACAGGUGGCGGAGGCUGCUUGGGGCAUCCGACCCAAAGCCUUCGACAGCUGCACAGAGAUCCGAGUCGAGUGUGAAAGCGGAGACUUUGUUGAGUAUUUGCGGCCCUUCAGUACGCCCGUCAGAACUAGGCGGGCCUUGCAGCCCUCUGAUGCCACAUCCUGCCACUCCAAGCUAGGAACUUGGCAGCCAAUGCCCCUUGACUCGAAGACCAAUUCCAGCAUAGGUACGUGCAGCUCCGGGACUUGCAUGGGAGAGUACUGUGCUAGAUCGUUCCUGUACACUAUACGAUGCUACAGCACGGUGUGGGGUACAGUGUUUUGCUUUGCUGGGUGGGUGGCCCACGGUGAUGGCUGGAGUCUGCCCCCUGCUUUUGCUGUGCCGGGGGAUUGGAGGGCUCUUCUGAGUAGGAAUCUGGCAGUUGAUCUCAGCGGCUACGUGGAGAAGUCUGAGCUGGUGGAUGCCGCAGUCAGACGCCUUGACAGCGACGGGAAGGCGAAGCUUCAGCUCUUCAGCUACUGCCGGAUCUGCUGCAAUUGGUGCUUGGACGACGAUGUUUGGCCACUCACCUGUGGCCACCUCGCGUGCUUCCAGUGCUUGGGCAUGUACCUUGAGAGCCAGAUCCAGGCCAUGAAGUCUUCAUUGAAGUACAACCUCCCCUGCAUUUACGCGCCUGCUUGCUCCCACGAGAUGAGAUUCCAGGAUGCGGCGUCCAUGAGUGCCGCCCUGCGCAACCUCUGGAAGGAUCUUCAACAGCGGGAGCGCCUCAUCCGCGAUGCCAAGUACGAGGUGCUGGAGUGUCCCCAGCCGGGCUGCGUCGGAGUGGCCUACAAAGAACGGGGCCGGCGAACGGCCAUGUGCUUCAUGUGCGAGCAUACCUGGGAAGCCAACAGCAACGGAACAGAUGAUGAUGGCCAGAAGCCAAACUUUGAUGGAACCCGGGUCCGCAAGUGUCCAAAGUGCCAGGCUCCAAUCGAGAAGAAUGGAGGUUGCAACCACAUGCACUGCACUCGUUGUGGCCGUCACUUCGAUUGGACCGCCAGCCAGUCAGCAGGAGAUCCCAAUGCAGCUCCUGCGGAAGCGCCCUUCGGAAACUUGAAUGCCAACAACCUCUUUGGAGAUGCAGCGGCUGCCUUUGAGCAGUUUUUCCCCAACAUGCACCAUGCUGGUGCCCAUGCAGCCCAUCGCGCCACUCACCAGGCAGCUCAUGCCCAGGCCCAGCAGAGGGCCCGCGAGGCCUCGCAGGCCGGGACUGGAGCAGCAGGGGCCGCAGAGCCAGCGGAUCUUUUCAACCACUUCGGAAACCUCCUGGGCGCAAAUGCGCCGGGCUUCCAACACGUCAUGGGCAAUGUGGCACAGGCUGCCGGCGGCUUCAUGCAGCAUGCUGCGCAGAUGCAUCAGGCUCACGCGGCCCAUGAGGCGGCCCAGCAAGCCCAUCAAAGAACUCAGCAGGCAGCGGCCGAGCAAGCCCACAGAGUCCAUCAAGCUGCUCAUCAGGCCUCUGGCAACAGUACAGCACCUUUCGGCGCCGGGUUCGCUCCAACACACACUUCCAGUGGCGGUACAGGACAGCCCGAGUGUGUACUGAGCUUGCUGGAAGAGCAAGAGAAUCAGCUACGAUGCGCUGCGCUCCAGCGGCUGAACGAGGUGGUGGAUCAGUUCUGGCAUGAGAUUGCCGAUUACUUGAACGACAUUGAGACGCUGUAUGAGGACCCUGCCUUUCCUGGGCGCGAGAUGGCCGCCCUGGUGGCCUCCAAGGUCUUCUACCACUUAGAGGAGUACCGACCUCGGUAUGACGACGCCUUGCGUCUGGCCUUGGGUGCAGGUCAGCUCUUCAACCUCAAUCAGCGGUCGGAGUACGUCGAGAAGAUCGUCGCAGUUGCCAUCGACGAGUAUGUCAAGUUGACCGGAGACAACUUUGAGCUGGAGAUGAAGAAGAAGGACCCGGUGCCCAUCGACGCACGAUUGGAGGACGUCGUGAACCGGAUGUUUGCGCGAUGCAUGGAGGACAAGGCCUAUAAGCAUGGCCUUGGAAUGGCUUUGGAAACGCGGCGUCUCGACAAGGAGGAGGAGGAGGAGGAGGAGGAGGAGGAAGGGGAGCAGGAGGAGGGCGAGGUCACCGAGUUCAUCAAGCAGAGUGAUGCGCUGGCUGAAAUGCUUGAGUAUGCGCAGCUCUCAGCGAUGACGCUGCUCACCUCGAAAGCCUUCCGGGAACGUGUCCUGAAGGCCUUAGUGGAGAUUCACACCUCUGUCCAGGAAGUGAAUCUAGCUGCACUGGCUCAGUGCUACUUCAUCCUGGGGGUCACUAAGACCUUGCGGUCUUUUGCCCGAAAUCCCAAUACUUGGCUCAUCACGACGAUGACGAUGACGGAUGACGACACUACCACCACUAGUGAUGCGGUUGGUGUCGCCAAAAUCUUGAAGGAUUUGCUCGGACGCUCCGAGAAGGAGGGCCGCGCUCUAGCCUACCAGAUUGGCUUUGACAUCGUUGACAACGAAAGCCAGCACUUCUGCAAUGCGGUGCUAUCAUCGCCGCUUCUCAAGCUCAAGGAGCUGUCUGCCGGCAGUCUCAUCGCUUUGCACUUUUAUAUGCUACCGAUGGUACUUUACUACUGUUUUCUGCCGCAUUAUGUGGAGCAUGCUCGUUAA
Messenger RNA from Symbiodinium necroappetens, 2992 nucleotides. Lineage: Eukaryota; Dinophyceae; Suessiales; Symbiodiniaceae. The record is from the annotation of a GenBank genome assembly.